UAUGAAGAUAACGAGCCGGCACUGGUGGGCGAUAUCACACCACGUCUGACGUUGCCUUAACGUCACAGCGGGCAGUGAAAAGUGAAAGUCCGUUACUUUCGCAAACAAAAGAAAAACUUAUCGCCACGUGUAGCGAUGACCUUUUAACUGUUUUCAAACUUCCCCCCAUUUCCUACCAUUUGAAAUUGUAGAUGGCGCAAUUUCGUGCAAAACCACAACCACGCACGUUGUGCACUUGAAAUUGUUGCUUUUGCGACUUAUUUCGCAGAAAAUCCUCCGAAGCGGAAAUGAGCAAAAACGCAACGGGACUAACGCACGAAUGUGGCGUUUUUGGCGCCAUAGGAACCGAAUUUUGGCCCGAGAAUGUGGACAUCUCACAGAUAAUCAUGAUCGGCUUGGAGGCGUUACAGCACAGGGGGCAGGAGUCGUCGGGCAUCGUGACGACGAACGGCACAAGCUUUCACACGCAAAAGGGGAUGGGGCUGGUACGGAACGUUUUCAACUCGGAAAACAUGAAGAAGUUGCAGGGGAGCAUGGGAAUUGGUCACACGCGGUACUCGACGAGUUGUGCUUCCGACCAGGUCAACUGUCAGCCGUUUUUCGUUCACUCCAUUCACGGGUCGUUGGCAGUAGCGCAUAACGGCGAGCUUGUCAAUAAGGACGGUUUACGUAAAAUGGUACUCGGAAGAGGAGUAGGCCUCUCGACCCAUUCCGACAGCGAACUGAUAACGCAAGCUCUAUGUCUAAAUCCACCCGAGGGCGAGAUAAACGGUCCCAACUGGCCCGGACGCAUCAAGCACCUCAUGCAGCUCUCCCCUCUGAGCUACUCGAUCGUCAUCAUGCUCAAGGACCGCAUUUACGUCGUAAGGGACCCUUACGGCAACCGACCCUUGUGUCUUGGAAAAAUUUUGCCCAUUAGCGAUCGAGUGAACGGCUUCAACGACACGCAGGCGGAAGGUUGGGCCGUAGCGUCGGAAUCGUGCGCGUUCCUCACCCACAUUCGCUACGUGCGCGAGGUCUACCCGGGCGAGAUCAUCGAAAUGACGAGGGCCGGCAUCAAGACGAUCGACAUUAUCGACCGGCCCGAAGGUAAGGCGCCCGCGUUCUGCAUCUUCGAGUACGUGUAUUUCGCGCGACCGAACAGCAUAUUCGAGGGCCAGGAGGUGUACAGCGUGCGAGCGCAGUGCGGUCGCCAGCUGGCGAUCGAGAACCCAGUCGACGCCGACAUCGUCGGGUCGGUGCCGGAGUCCGGGAAUGCGGCCGCCCACGGAUUCGCCAAACAGUCCAACAUACCUUUCGGGGAGUUACUUACAAAAAACACGUACGUCGGUCGAAGUUUCAUACAGCCCACGACCCGUCUGCGACAGUUGAACGUCUCCUUGAAAUUCAGUCCAAUCGGCGUGAACGUGGCCGGUAAACGUCUGAUACUCAUCGACGACUCGAUCGUCCGAGGAAACACGAUCGGCCCGAUCAUUAAGCUACUGCGCAAGGCGGGCGCGACCGAGGUGCACAUCCGAGUCGCCAGCCCCCCGCUUCAGCACCCAUGCUAUAUGGGCAUAAACAUUCCGACGAAGGAGGAGUUGAUCGCCAACUCGCUGGACUCGACCGAUCUCGCGUCGCACGUCGGGGCGGACAGCUUGGAGUACUUAAGCGUCGACGGUUUGGUAAAGGCCGUCCAGCGAAACGCCAAAAUGGAAAAUAACAAAAUCGGUCACUGUACCGCCUGCUUGACCGGGGAGUACCCGGACGGUAUAUCGUCCAAGGAAGACUGGUGAGGAGGUGCCUUAGAUUACGAAUCGUCAGUAUUUUUUGAUAGUGCGUAAGUAAACGACAGUAUUUUUUACGUGUAGUUGAACUACAUUUUUCACAGUUGAGAGUAAAAUGUUUUAUAAAACCUGAAA
This is a messenger RNA of Photinus pyralis (common eastern firefly), 1901 nucleotides long. Its product is annotated as amidophosphoribosyltransferase-like. Bases 288 to 1775 code for a protein of 495 amino acids. Gene Ontology annotation, biological process: purine nucleotide biosynthetic process; purine nucleobase biosynthetic process. The transcript has 7 exons. The record is from RefSeq and is a predicted model, not a curated record. Gene Ontology annotation, molecular function: amidophosphoribosyltransferase activity. NCBI's taxonomy places the organism in Eukaryota, Metazoa, Arthropoda, Insecta, Coleoptera, Lampyridae.